Molecule: messenger RNA, 489 nt
Organism: Mycetomoellerius zeteki
Lineage: Eukaryota; Metazoa; Arthropoda; Insecta; Hymenoptera; Formicidae
Exons: 2
Coding region: 1-489 (162 amino acids)
Source: RefSeq, a predicted model, not a curated record
AUGAACAACGCGGUGUUCGGUAAAACCAUGGAGAAUGUGCGCAAUCACGUCGACGUAAAAUUAUUAACGAAAUGGGACGGUCGUUACGGUGCAGAAGCAAUGAUCGCGAAACCGAAUUUUCAUAACCGUAGCGUCUUUGCGGAGAAUCUAAUCGCCGUCGAACUGCGCAAACUUGAGGUGAAGUUCAACAAGCCGAUUUAUCGGUACGGCCCACGCGUACUUGCUCAACACAUCGAUGACGGUGAGUAUGUAGUGACAACUUCUGUUGUAACCCGAGUACGGACGUAUCUCAACGAUAUCAGCCUGCCACAGAUCGUCGUAUCCCCGGACUAUGACGCGCCUUCACGGAAAAUUUCUUCUCGCCGGAGUGUGCAAUUCCUCGACGAGCCGACGUCUCUCGGAGCUAACUUUUCUCUUUUCAUCGGAUCUCUUUUUCAUGAUUCGAUGCUUAAUACGCAGAAUACAAGAAAAAAAAUGUUUUCUCGCUGA